This is a messenger RNA of Microdochium trichocladiopsis, 1866 nucleotides long. RefSeq names its product putative 1,2-alpha-mannosidase. Gene Ontology annotation, biological process: N-glycan processing; carbohydrate metabolic process. Lineage: Eukaryota; Fungi; Ascomycota; Sordariomycetes; Xylariales; Microdochiaceae. Bases 127 to 1695 code for a protein of 522 amino acids. Gene Ontology annotation, cellular component: Golgi membrane; endoplasmic reticulum. Gene Ontology annotation, molecular function: mannosyl-oligosaccharide 1,2-alpha-mannosidase activity; calcium ion binding. The record is from RefSeq and is a predicted model, not a curated record. The transcript has 4 exons.
UAUAUAAAAUGGAAUUCGCCUACGCCAUGUAGCUCCAGUGCUUUACCUACCCGCCCGAAGCCUCAGGUCUAGACAUAGCUUUUUGCCGGAUCCAUCUUGCUGUGCGGAAGGAGGUGUCACGUCAAAAUGGUGUCACGUUUCGUUGUCACAGCCGCCACCGCGGCUCUCACCGCAGCUACCACUGUCCUCGCGGGCCCGUCCUACCAGGCUCAUCCCGACAGGGCCGAUGCGGUGAAGGCCACAUUUCAGCGGUCGUGGGAUGGAUACUACGAGUUCGCGUUCCCGCACGACACGCUGAAGCCGAUCUCCAAGACAUUUGAGGAUGACAGAAACGGCUGGGGCGCCAGUGCUGUCGAUGCCCUUUCCACAGCCUUGGUCAUGGGCAAGGCCGAGGUGGUGCAGCAAGUUCUGGAACACAUUGCGAACAUCGACUGGCACAAGACGGCAGCGGGCCGCGAGGGCGUUUCUGUCUUUGAGACGACCAUUCGCUACCUCGGCGGCCUUCUUUCCGGAUAUGAUUUUCUCAAAGGUCCUCUCGCUGAUUUGGCGGGCGAUUUCAACGUCGACCUGGUUCUCGACUCGGCGAAACGCCUUGCGGAUAUACUGAGCGAUGCCUUUGAUACCAACAGCGGCGUGCCUCACAACACGUUGUACAUCUAUCCGAACCGCACGCAGCUAUCUGACGAGACCACCAAUGGAAUCGCCACCAUUGGCACUCUCAUCAUCGAGUGGACGCGCCUCAGCGACCUGACAGGCGACCCAAAGUAUCAUGAGCUCGUGCAGAAGGCCGAGGACUACCUGCUCAACCCAUUGAACCCCGAGGUCGGCGAGCCGUGGCCGGGCUUGAUUGGGACGAACGUCUUCAUCUCUAAUGGCACCUUUGCCGACUCCGCGGGUGGCUGGAAUGGCGGCACCGACAGCUUCUACGAGUAUCUUGUAAAGAUGUACCUGUACGACUCAGACAAAUAUGCCUUCUACAUGGACCGCUGGAUCGCCGCUGCCGACUCGUCCAUCCAAUAUCUGGCUUCCCACCCAACCAGUCGUACAAACCUCACAUUCCUUGCGGCAUAUAACGGCCGGGAUGAUCUCAACCUUGUAUCCUCACACUUGGCCUGUUUCGAUGGCGGGAAUUUCAUCCUCGGCGGCUUGACCCUCAAGUCCCAAAAGUACAUCGACUUUGGUCUGAGCCUCGCCGCGGCAUGCCACGAGACCUACACCGCGACGCUCACUCAGAUCGGCCCGGAGUCCUUCCGCUGGAAGGACUCGUCCCUGCCCGCCGACGCGCCCAACAAUCCGGACCCGCCCGCGGACCAGGCCGACUUCUACGACCGCGCGGGAUUCUGGAUCCAGAGCAGCGACUACGUCCUGCGGCCCGAGGUCAUCGAGAGCUUCUACUAUGCAUACCGCGCCACGGGGGAUGUCAAGUACCAGGACUGGGCGUGGGAGGCGUUCCUCGCCAUCAACAAGACCACGGCCGCGGGCGUCGGGUACAGCUCGAUCCAAGACGUCAACGCCGAGGGCGGCGGCGGGUUCACGGAUUUCCAAGAGAGCUUCUGGUUCGCCGAGGUGCUCAAGUACAGCUAUCUGAUCCAGGCUGAUCCCGAGCAGCCCUGGCAGAUCAGUGCUGACGGUGCCAAUGAAUGGGUGUGGAACACGGAGGCGCAUCCUGUGCGGGUUGCUGGGCCGCCGUCUUGAGUUAGCGGGGCUGAGAGGUCUUUGAACACUGAUGUUGCCUUGUCAAAUCGUGCAGCAAGUUCAGGUGCGGACACGGGCACGCCAUGAGAAGAAUUGGUACAGUAUACAAGUCAGAUAGUACUCUUCUGGACAAUAUUCCCAGCACGCCAAUAAAUAUGUACUUGAACAUGU